Closterium sp. Naga37s-1 is the source of this 1197-nucleotide messenger RNA. The record is from the annotation of a GenBank genome assembly. Lineage: Eukaryota; Viridiplantae; Streptophyta; Zygnematophyceae; Desmidiales; Closteriaceae.
AUGUGGCCAGAGCUGCGCAGGGCAAGCACGGACAUGCUCAAGAGCAGUCUGAGAGGGCUGUUUGAGGGGUACCACUUCGGCAUCAUCACCGGCAUUGACGUUCGAUCUGUAGACCUGGGGCUCGACCCCCCCACCAUCACUGGGCUGUUCGAGGGGUACCACUUGGGUGUCAUCACCGGCAUCGACUCGCGAUCCGUGGACCUGGGACCCGAUACCCCCACCAUCGCUGGCGAUGGGGAGGGGGAAGGAGCAACAGAAGAAGAAGUAGCAGGGGAAGGAGUAGCAGGGGAAGGAGUAGCAGGGGAAGGAGUAGCAGGGGAAGGAGUAGCAGACGAGGUGAUAGCAGACGAGGUGAUAGCAGACGAGGUGAUAGCAGAGGUGGCAGUGGAGUGGGUGGAGGGGCGGGUGCAGCAGCGCAGCAUGCGGCUGAGAGUGCAGACUGCCAUGAGCCCAGAUGUGGACGUGCAGGUUAGCAGCAUCGCUGCAGCUGCCACGCUGAAACUCACCCUCAAGCCGCUGCUGCCCCGCCUGCCUGGGUUCGGCGCCGUGCUGCUCUCGCUGCUCAACCAGCCUUUCUUUGACUUCAAGGUGUCGGUGCUGGGCGGCAAUCUCAAGGCCAUGCCGGGAUUUGAAAAGAUGAUUGAGUCGGUGCUGCGGCUGUCUAUCGACGACUCCCUUGUGUGGCCCUCGCGAUGGGUGUACCCUGUUAUGGAGGGGGACUUCAGUUUCCUGGAGCUCACACCAGUGGGGUACCUAGACGUGUCGCUGAUAGAGGCGGAGGGGUUGCCCAAGACAGACGUGCUGACAGGCGCUGCUGACCCGUUCGUGCUGCUGUAUGUGCGGCAGCGGGAGGGGGCUAUCAAGCGCAGCAGCACCAUUCACCACUCCCGUCACCCCACGUGGAACGAGGGGUUUAUUCUCGAGGUGGAGGACCCAGAGUCGCAGCAGCUGACGAUCAGGCUGAUGGACAGCGAGCGGUUUGAGAAGUCGGAGUUCAUAGGAGCGCACAUGCUGCCUCUCCACACGCUACACCCCAACAAGGCACAGGACCUCUGGCUCGACCUGUACGACAAGCCCGAGACUCCUGAGAGUGCGAGCACACACGGGCGCGUGCAUGUGGUGGUGAUGUUUGUACCGUACACGCAUCGAGAGGGGGGGGGGGGAGAGUGCUGCGGAGGGGAAGGAGGGAGGAGUUAG